CGCGCCGCGCGCCCGAGGCCCGUGCGGACUCUGCCCGCGUCCGCCCCGGGCCGGUCUGCCCCGCGCGCUGCCAUGGAGCGCAUCGAGGGCGCGGCCGUGAGCCAUUGCGCAGCUUCGCCCUACCUGCGGCCGCUCACGCUGCACUACCGCCAGAAUGGCACUCAGAAGUCGUGGGACUUCAUGAAGACACAUGACAGUGUGGCCAUUCUCAUGUUCAACUCUUCCCAGCAGAGCCUGGUGUUGGUGAAGCAGUUCCGGCCAGCUGUGUAUGUGGGCGAGGUGGAACGCCACUUCCCCGGGUCCCUGGCAGCUGUGGGCCAGGACGGGCCCCGGGAGCUGGAAGAGACGCUGCCCGGUUCGGCGGGCGUGACCUACGAGCUGUGCGCUGGCCUCGUGGACCAGCCCGGGCUCUCGCUGGAGGAAGUGGCCUGCGCGGAGGCCUGGGAGGAGUGUGGCUACCAGCUGGCUCCCUCCGACCUGCGCAGGGUGGCCGCCUACAAGUCUGGUGUGGGACUGACCGGCUCCAGCCAGACCAUGUUCUACGCAGAGGUGACGGAUUCCCAGCGGAGCGGCCUGGGGGGGGGCCUGGCAGAGGAGGGCGAGCUCAUCGAGGUGGUGCACCUGCCCCUGGAUGGUGCCCGGGCCUUCGCAGAUGACCCGGACAUCCCCAAGACCCUCGGCGUCAUCUUUGGCAUCUCAUGGUUCCUCAGCUGUGUGGCCCCUGGGCUGGGUCCCCGGUGAGACCCCAGGGGGUCGAGGCAAGGUCGUCCUGGCCACCUGCCCUGCAGAUCAAAUAAAGGCUUGUGUAACUCCA
Hyaena hyaena (striped hyena) is the source of this 814-nucleotide messenger RNA. RefSeq names its product nudix hydrolase 14 (gene NUDT14). NCBI's taxonomy places the organism in Eukaryota, Metazoa, Chordata, Mammalia, Carnivora, Hyaenidae. The record is from RefSeq and is a predicted model, not a curated record. Gene Ontology annotation, molecular function: UDP-sugar diphosphatase activity; metal ion binding. The coding region runs from base 73 to 741 and encodes 222 amino acids. Gene Ontology annotation, biological process: nucleoside phosphate metabolic process; ribose phosphate metabolic process. The transcript is spliced from 5 exons.